AUGCUGGUGGUGGAAUUAGCCGAUGUUGGCCCCGGAUUCAACUGGGCUGAGCCUUGCUCGCGGGGAUGCAUGCAAUUGCUCAUGAAGUAUGGUGUUCAUUCAGCCACUUGGACGGAUGGCAAGGGGGGCCUUGCAUCUCGUCCGUUGCGCCACGAGCCUGACUUGGAUGUUCCGGCCAAGACCUACGCUGGCACGUCCAGGUGGGCUACGGCUUGCUUUGCUGUUUCUCAAGCAGUGUGGGGCGUCUCGGGCCAGCGUACAGCAUACUGGCCGGCACUCACCAUGCCGUUUGAGACCGUGAAUGAGCAGUAUGUCAGGCAGCGGAAGGUCCUCGUUUGCGAGCGUUGUCGGCGGCCGAUGGACACCUCGGUUCAGAACCGGGACGCUUAUCAGACUGGCGGUAGCAUAGCGGGCUCUCUUGGAGGCUCUGUAGGUGGCUCCAUGCUCGCAGGGGCAGUGCUUGGCCCAGUGGGUGCUCUUGCCGGCGCCAUCGGUGGCGCAAUUGCGGGCUCCCGCGCGGGCGCUGCAGCAAGUGAAGGUAUUUGUGAUGCCGUGGACUCCACAGGAAGUCAGAUCUGCAAUGCGUGCAAGGAGGCAGCUAAUGUGCGACAGAUGGGCCACCAAAACUGGGGCGGUGGCCGCCUGGGAAGCAGCGAGGAGCCGACUCCUGCUCCCCAGGCACCCAGCAGCGCCAGCGCUCCCGGAGUGGGAGAGCGCCUUGGUGAGGCGGCCAGUGGUGCGGGGGCAAAGAUUGGAGAGGCGGCAUCUGCGGUAGGUGAAAGCCUCAGCGGCGUCGGCAGCUGGAUGAGGAAGUCCGUGAGCUCCAUGACUGGCAGCGAAGAGCCGGCAAAGCCAGCAGCCAGCAAGGGUGAGGCUUUCCGGUCUUUUGAGGGCUCUGGCCGCACUCUGGGCAGCGAAGCUGCGGAUCCGGAGCAGCGGAGAGCCGCUCGAGCAGCCGCCGCAGAGGCGGCCAUGAGAAGAGCUGGGCAGGUGCCCAGUGGCGGAUAUGCACAGACGCCUGCUGCAAGUGCGGCCGCCCCGGCGGCAGCUGCAAGCACCCAGGAGGACGACGAGGCGCUGGCGAGGCGCCUUCAGGAGGAGUUCGAUUUGGAGGACAGAGAAGGGCGAUGA
This is a messenger RNA of Symbiodinium pilosum, 1131 nucleotides long. Lineage: Eukaryota; Dinophyceae; Suessiales; Symbiodiniaceae. The record is from the annotation of a GenBank genome assembly.